UGACAUGAGGACAGUAGAAUGAUUUACUUGAAAGCAAAAUAUUAAUAAUUUACUUUCUAUCUAUACUUUGAGUAACAGGUUUGUACAAAGUAAGUCAAUAUGACAAUAUCAUUAAAAAUAAAGAAAAUGAACGAGAUAUUUUAUUUUGGAUGAUGCAACUUCCUGUUGAACAUGUGAUUUGUGGAUUAUACCAAACAUUUCAUCGGGGUGAAAGUGUUCAGGACAUCUUAGAGAUGGCGUAAUCCCCCUUCUCUCUCUCUCUCUCUCUGUCUCUCUCUCCCUUUGUCCUAUUCCUUUUUCCCCCAUCUCAAGUCCCCGCCUCCUGGCUGUGCUCUGAUUGGAUGCUGAGUCUCUCUCCAGCUCUGCCAUUGGCCCUAGCACAGGAGAAAAACCUCUGUUUUCACUCAGUGGGGCUUUAAGCAGUGUUUAGCAGUUAGGGGGAGAAAAGAGAAAGGGAGGGAGGUAGUGAAUGACAAUGCAGGGAGGGAGAGAGGGAGCAAGGGGACGGAGAGGAAGGAGGGGCAUUGACAUUCAUUCAGCCUGAAGAAGGAGUGGGAAAGUAAACAGCCCUCUCGGAGGCCCACGAAGCCAGAGGGAGAUGUGUUUCAAAUGCGCCGGGUUUCAUAGCAGGAAGUCCAUGCUAGCUUGUUGGGGUUGAAUUGCCUAUCAGGAGGCGCUGAAGGUUUUCCUCUGGAAGUCUGAGCAGAGACAAGAAGGACCUAUGGGCACGCCUCCUCAGCAGCCGAGGGGUGUUGUGGAGGAUGAGGAAGAAGAGAAAGAGGGUCACAGAGAAAUGCUGAAAGAUGGAGACGUGCCACAGAAAGACAGCACCGUUUCUGCAGUGGCUAAAACGUCUUCUUUGGGGAAAGACAGUGAGCUUCGGGAGGUUGCAGGAAAGAAGACAAGUGGUACAGAUAAGCCAUCCUCUAGAAGCCCAAAACAAGAUGCAGAGAACCCGGCUCUAGCUGCAGAACUUGUAAAGACAGAAGAGGUCACAGUCAGCGCAUUAGCUUCUCCUGGAGCCUCUCCAUUGAAUGAUAUUCAGACGGGCAGCUCAGAGGUGAUCUAUGACGACGUGGCAUGUGAGGACGUGUCUCGAGGAGAAGGAGACAUGAUCUAUGAGGACGUACAGAAAGAGGAACUCCCUCAGGGGCCCAACAACGGCUGGAGUUCCAGCGAGUUCGAGAGCUAUGAUGAGCAGUCCGACUCUGAGAAAGUGGCUUCCCGGAGCAAGCUCUCCCCUGAUAUACGCCGUCUUCGGGAAUGUUGUGCCAAGACCAGGAGGGAGCUAGCCUCGAAACUGGGGGGAAAGUAUCAGAUGCAUCAGCUCAUGAGAGCAGCACGCAGUGGGACUAAAGAUAGCCUGGAGAAGACCAAGAUGGCUGUCAUGAGAAAAGUUUCCUUUCUCCAGAAGAAGGACCACUCGGAUGAAGCUGAAGAUGAUGCCGGCUAUCUGGACGUGAUAGUUUCUGAGGCCAAGCACCCUCCUGCACAGCUGGGCCCAAUGCCAGAGGGACUUAGCAGUCACCAGAUUGUUCGGCGUCACAUUCUGGGCUCCAUUGUGCAAAGUGAAAGGAGUUACCUGGAGUCUCUUAAAAGAAUCCUUCAAGAGUACCAAAAGCCACUGUUGGAGGCUGAGCCUCGUAUCCUGAGCCCGAGGAAGAUCAGGCCCAUUUUCUUCCGUGUGCGGGAGAUCACUCAAUGCCAUUGCAUGUUCCAGAUUGCUUUGGCUUCCCGUGUCGCAGAGUGGGACUCUAGCGAGAAGAUUGGCGACCUCUUCGUUGCCUCGUUCUCCAAGUCCAUGGUGCUGGAUGUUUACAGCGAUUAUGUCAAUAACUUCACCAAUGCCAUGGCCCUCAUCAAGAAAGCCUGCUUAUCCAAACCCGCCUUCCUGGAGUUCCUCAAGAAAAAGCAGUCAUCUAGUGUUGACCGGAUCACUCUAUACGGUCUGAUGGUGAAGCCCAUUCAGCGCUUUCCUCAAUUCAUCCUCCUCUUACAGGACAUGCUGAAAAACACUCCUAAAGGACACGUGGACCGUUUGCCCCUGCAGUUGGCUCUGACCGAGCUGGAGACUCUGGCUGAGAAGCUGAAUGAACAAAAGCGAGUGGCAGAUCAGAUCACAGAGACCCAACAGCUCGCCCGCAGUGUCAGUGACCGAUCACUUAGCAAGGCCCUGAAUUCAGAUCAGAGCUCUUUGGUCCUGUGCGAGACGCUGAUCGAGACGGUGUACGGCGAGCGUGGCCAGGUUCUCAAGUCCAGGGAGCGCAAAGUCUUCCUUUUCAGCAACAUGCUCGUCUGUGCAAACGUCAACGUAAAGGGUCCCCCAGACAUCAGCAGUCUGGUUCCAGUAGGGCCCAAAUAUACCAUGAAGUGGAGUGCCCCAUUAUUGCAAGUCCAGGUAGUCGAGGUCGGCAAGGACGCCCUCUUUCAGCAGGGAGGUGUCAAAAGGUCAGGCAGCUCUUCAACCUCAGGUAAAGUGAUCCUGGGUCCUCCUCGGCUGUAUCAAGAGCUCCAUGAAUUGCAGCAUGACCUUUCGGUGGUGGAGCAGGUCACCACUUUGGUGGGCACUUUACAGGGCACGUACCAGAAUCUGAACACCACUGUGGCAGAAGACUGGUGCUUGGCCCUGCAAAGGCUCAUCCGCAUCAAAGAGGACCAAAUACAGAGUGCCAACAAAUGCCGUCUUCGUCUGCAAGUCCCUGGCAAACCAGACAAGUCUGGCCGUCCAGUCAGCUUCAUGGUGGUGUUCAACACUCCGAGUCCUCUCAGCAAGAUCUCCUGGGUCAACCGUCUUCAUCUGGCCAAGAUAGCACAGAGGGAAGAGAACACACCUGGCUGGAUCUGUGCAGAAGAUGACGGGAGGACAAAGGCUCCACUCUGGUGUCCACUGCUUGCCUGUCGUAUGCCUGUCUUCACCUCAAAAGCUCAGGACUGUAAGCUAGAAGCCGCACUGCACAAUCCAGUCCAAUGUGCUCUGCUUGGUUUCUCUGCAGCGAGCACGUCGCUUCCUCAGGGAUACCUCUGGGUAGCGAGUGGCGGAGAUUGUGCACAGGGUCAUGUGGAGAUUUUCUCCCUGAAUCGAACUACUCCACGCUCAGUGAAAAGCUUUCAGGUACGAGCUCCUGUUCGGUGUUUGGAGUUUGUGUCUGAGCCCAGUCAUUCUGACAACGCUGAUCCUGCUCUCCAUAACACCACUGCUGCCGGGAACACAGUCUGCGUCGGCCUGGAUGAUGGCAGUAUUCUGGUCUAUGGGAGCAUGGACACAUCAGCUCAGUGUCUUCUGGACCUCCGGAAUACUACGGGUUCUCCUGUCCUGUGUCUCAAAUAUGCUUCUAACUUCCUGUUCGCAGGCCUGCAGGAUGGCACACUGCUCAGCUAUGAGAGAGCGCCUGGAGGUGAGUUGUGGAACCCAGAGUCUUAUCGUAAAGUCUUAGUGGGUCAUGAGCCAGUUCGGACAUUGCUGGCUUUAGACGACUCCAUAUGGGCCAGCUGUGGCAACUCCGUCUCAGUCAUCGACGUCUCCAGCUUGUCCACUCGGAGGUUUGAGGUCCACCAGGAUCCAAUGGUGAGCGUCACUCAGAUGGUACGAGCCGGUGGAGGGGUGUGGAUGGCAUUUUCUGAGGGUUCCUGCAUUCGCUUGUUCCACACGGAAACCCUGGAACACCUACAAGAGAUCAACAUCUCCACCCGCUCUUCAUUCCACAGUUCAAGUCAGAAGAAUGUGAGGGUCACCAGUCUGUUGAUUUGCCAGGGCUUGUUGUGGGUGGGCACAGCCCAGGGCAUCAUCAUCACUCUGCCUGUACCCAAGCUGGAAGGCAUCCCUAAAAUAACAGGUAAAGUGAUGACCUCUUUAAAUGCCCAUUGUGGUCCUGUGGACUUUCUCGUGGCGAUCAGCAGCACUUUAUCUCCAGAUCUGCUGAAGCGAGAUUCGGUUGUGGAAGCACCCGACUCGGCCUGUGGAGGGGAGGAGCGAACCGACUCCUCCUCCCAGGAGUCUCUGCAGCAGAGUAGCAGCUCCUCAAUCGGGGAAGGCAAGGGAAUCCGGAGGAGUGUGCUUCUUCAAUACCGCGUUCGCUCCACCAUGGGCUUACCUGGACGGCCACUGACCGCUCGAUGUGAUGAGUCCUCAGAUUCUUCGUUAGAGUCUUUAGAACACAGCCUCGAGGAUGGCUCUAUCUACGAACUCAGUGACGAUCCAGACAUGUGGGUCAGGGGUCGACCCUGUGAGAAGGACGGCCACAGGAGGGACAGGGUCAUGUCUGCAGCCAUCAUCUCUGGAGGGAAGGGAUUUAGAAGACUUAGGGAAGGUACAUCGGAGGGUACAGCAGAAUUGACUGAGUGCUCCCUUAUGGUUUGGCAACUGCCACUCACCGUAUAAAAUGUGAUUCCCAGGUUUCUUCAGGAUGCAAAGAUUGAGUGAGCUGUAAAAAUCUCGGGCAUUCCAUGAAACAAUGUGUUUUAGUUUCUUUUGUGUUGAGGAAAUCUAUUGGGUUUGUUUUGUUUUUGUUUUUUUUGUGGUUUAGAGUCCAUGCCAGAGUGAACUGCAAUCACACCAGUGAAAAAAAAAAAAAAAAAAACUGAAAUAAAAUACUCAAACAGUAUUGCUUUUCAUUAGUGACAGCUGUAAAUAUUUAGUGAUAUUCACACUUGCAAUAAGGUUUGUAGUAAUUCUGAAAAGCUUGAUUUUGUGUUCAACAAUCAAGGCAGUAGUAAUGAAGAAACAAUUAGCCAAUAAGAAGCCAUAAACGGUACACUUUCAGGCCCUUCUCUGAUUACAGCCAUGCACACGAGUAAGGCUUCAGGCUGUAAUUGCAUUUCAGAGUAGCAUGUGUGCAGCACACUGAUGGAAGUGAAAUGCAAUUCAAUGCGGAUUUACAUUUACUUCUGACAUGAAGUCAGUGUUUAAUUCUUUAAAAAAGCAAUCCCCUGCUGCUUGUUUUUCAUUAAAAAGCAAUGCUAUUGUUGCUCAUUGUGGUACGUUUUCUGCACGUCACUAACGAAAACCAAUACAGUUUCUAAUCUGGAAUCGAAUGGAAUCUUCUCCAUUUCUAAUUUUUCAUGCAAUAUACAAUAUAAAUAUGAGUUAGCACAUUAAGUCUGUGCCUUUCAUUUAUCUGUCCCUUAUACCCCAAAUGUCUCGCAGGUCUUUUUUUAAACAGUAUUAAUGGAUAAUGGCAUAUGUGAAAAAAAAAAUGUUUGAGAGAAAGAUAAGGAGCUGACUUUCAAAGACAAAACUGCACAUCAUGAAACAAACUUCAACAUUUUAAAAACCCACACAGAUGUACUGUACAGUCUAUAACACUGGUUUACACCAAUAAAUGUGAGGUCAAGUUGAGCUACACAUCAUCGCAGUGGCUGUGAGAGUAUUUUGAGACCACGAUACGUGCUAUAUUUCGCUAUGUACUGCUUGUGUACUUUCUCCUCUUGAGAUGGAAUGUCUGGUAUCCUGAAGAUCCAAGAUGCUUCUUUGAAAGCCUUGUAAUAUUAAAAGCAUAAAGUCUUCACAGGUCAAUACCGCUACUCUGGGACUUAAGUACUCAGUGAUACACUGUGUGUACACUCGAUAUCUAGACAGCUUCUCCUCUCUACAGGGAACCUCAGAGCAUCCUUUUAGUGUCUGUGAAUGCAUUCAACUCCAGCUUCACCGUGGGUCAGUGCUGCUCAAAUACACAAUAUUUCCUUAAGGCCUGCAGUCAGGUCAUCCCUGGUGGAUCAUUUUCUUUGGAAUUUGCCAUGCCGGAGCCCUACUGAAGGGUCUAUUUUAUUUCACAGCAUUUGAUGAAAUCCUAUCAGCAAAAAGGGCAGCAGGCAAAUUGAAAGGAGUUUCCGUGUCUAUAUGGAGUCUUUCAGAGAUUUCUCAGUCCCUCAUUGCUUGGAACGUGAACUAACUUUUCUGUGUGUGUGUCAUUUCUUGUCAGGUCAGCAGUAAAGGCAUAAAGACCCUGAAGUCAAAUUCAAAUAUGUCACACAGACAGUACUAUAGAAGAAAGUUCACUUAUAAUUAAAAAAAUAUCCUGUUCAAUAGACUCUUUCAGCUGGGUGGUUUAUGAAAAUCUGCUAAAGUUUACCACAUAGGAAUGAACAUUAAUAAUGUGUACUGUACAUGUAAGCACAUUUAAACUGAAGCAAAUUAGACAGAAGGCGUGAUGUCUGCUUAUUUUAUUUGCCCCACACACAUCACUGAUAUUCUAAUCUGUUCAUGGUAGUAAUAUAGAAUCUUAUACCACAGCAUUGUGGGAUAAAAUCUUAAAUCUGAUUGGUCAGAAGGUGUUCAUUGAUUUUCUAUAACACCAGUUCUGACUAUAGUGCUGGCUGUAAUUCAAAUCACAGGUUUAAAUUAACGUGCUAGUUCUAAUAUGGUAUCAUUUAUAGUGAUAUAGUAACUUUUCGUUACCAAGACACUCCACAAUGUAAAGUUAACAACAAUAAAAAGACAAAAAGGAAAGCGUAUAAUCGUUCAUAUGGUGAAGAUUUCUGUAUGAAAACAUUUAUUUAUCAUUUAUGAAUUCGAGUCUCCAGUGGCAGGGCUAAGGUUUCAGCCAUGUACAGGGAAGUUUGUGCUUUAUGAUUUCUCAGUAACAUGACAAGCUGUGGGUUUUUUUGUGUUAUUUGUAACAUCCAGAUAGAAAAAAAAGGCAGUUGAUACCUGCUAUAAUACAAGUAUAACAAGAACUAACUUAUUUGGCCACCAUUCUACAACAUUAGUAACAAUAAAUGGGUAAAAAGUAACAGUAAUCCCGCUUAAUCACCCCACCUUGUUGUUAAUUACUGUCCUAUAAUAGAAUGCCCCAAAGUGUUCUUUUCCCCAUACACAUUAAACAGUUACGAAGGCAGCACUUUAAGCAUAAUACUAUGGUUACGUGUUUCUCAGUUGUUACAAAAUAAUUCAUAUACAAUAAGCUGGUAAUUAAAUUUUAAAAUGAUGCUAAAAUUAUACUUAUCCCUAUAUUAUUUUGUAAUUUCCUUCAUUAGUAAAUGCAACUUAACAAGUAUCAUCACGGCAUUAUCAUGACAUCAUCACUUAUAGAUCUGUAAAUAGCUAACAUUACAAAAAUAUCAGUAAUUAGCAAUAGACUAUUUGAUUAAAGCAUUAUUAUUAAUUGUCCAUUAUUAAACUGUCCAUAAACUGUUAUACCUACAGUAAUAAAAUAGUACUUAAUAGAAAGUCACAUGCUUCCCAUCAACUACAGAAAAGGAAAAGAAAUUGAAUAAUAGUACAUUUCAUAUAAUAUCAGUGAUUAUGGAAUAUGAGUCCAACAGCAGUAAAAUUUUAUAGCUCCAAAAAAAAGCUAUAGUUCCAAAACUGGUCUGUGUAACCAUGGAUAUUACGACUGCGAAUUGUAAUGGAAUACAUUUUAUGGCUCACCUUAUAGUCCUGCCUUUUAGUAACAAGUCAUGUAAGAUGCCAAUAAUACAAAAAUUGUUUAUUUGAAACUAACCUAUCACUAUGGCGUAAUUUCCAAUAUAAAUAUACUGUAUAGUUUGGAAUAAAAGGGAAAGCAGAGCAUUUUACUUUUCUCUCUUCUUUUCUUGCUAGGAUUUAUGAUGUAGCUUUAUAACAGCAUUUCCUCAUGCGGUUUCGCCCUAAGCUCCUUCCCCAGUAACUUUCAUUACAGAUGCUACUGAGCCAUGCAAAUAGAACUGUGCAAUAUCUUCAACGGCACUGAGCUGCUCCAUGUCCACUGGAGAGGUGAGAGUGGUUAAAAAAAUAAAUAAAUAAAUAAAUAAAAAACAAUGGGAAAUUUACACUCUUUCAAUUUUGGGCAGCCAGAUGUGACAUAUUUAUACGCUGUUGUAAUGUAAUGUUGUAGGCAAUACUGAUAACGCACAGUGAUGUGUCAUGAAGUCCUGGUACUGGUACAUUUUAUUUUUCAUUAAAGCAGCAUUUAGUAUGAAGUUGUAUUUCUCAUGUAUAACUAAUAUCUUAUAGAGAAGCAGUAAUUACUUAAAGAUGAUGUAAAUUACGGUUUAUGGCUACUUGUGUCUGUUAUGUUAAUAUUUUUGCACAACUGCAUUUCUUGAUUUCAGGAUCUGUUGUUGUUAAAAUAAAUACAUUUGAGCAAAUUUGUUUCUAGAAACCUGUAUAUCUCUUAGGUUUUAUACUCAUAAACACACAUGCAUUUGGUGUCUUCCUUUGCAUUUUAUGUCCAAUGCAGCAUCAGGUCUCAGACCCAAGAACUGGCCAAAAUUCCCACGUUAUUGUUGAUUGCUCCCUGACUCAUUCCUGCUGAACUGUCAGAUUUAGAUGCUUUAGGUGUUUGGCAUUUUCUCAUCCUAUCUUGCCCUUCAGAGAGGCAAAUCUCUGCGAUUACGUGCUAGUCACUGUAAAAGGCCGAAGAUAAGUAGAAGGCAUUAAACGAUAUGGCUCACAAGGGGAAACCCAGAACGAGCACUGAAAAGGUCAGCAUUUCAGAAAAAAAGAAAAAAAAAAGAAAUGUUAUCUACAGUGUGAACAACUCAAUCGUAUGUGUAGCAGGACAGUAGAUAUCCGUGUCUAAUGUCCCACAAACAACUGUCCAGGAUGUAGGAGAAAUAAUGAGGUACACUAGAAAAAAUGAGUUUGGGUUAAU
This is a messenger RNA of Pangasianodon hypophthalmus (striped catfish), 8570 nucleotides long. It is a transcript of the gene arhgef10la, whose product is annotated as Rho guanine nucleotide exchange factor (GEF) 10-like a. The record is from RefSeq and is a predicted model, not a curated record. The coding region runs from base 722 to 4378 and encodes 1218 amino acids. The transcript has 28 exons. Gene Ontology annotation, cellular component: cytosol. Gene Ontology annotation, biological process: positive regulation of stress fiber assembly; actin cytoskeleton organization; SREBP signaling pathway. Gene Ontology annotation, molecular function: protein binding; guanyl-nucleotide exchange factor activity. Lineage: Eukaryota; Metazoa; Chordata; Actinopteri; Siluriformes; Pangasiidae.